UUUCUAACGGUAAAAUAGUUGAAAGUGUUGACAUAUAGCUUAGAAAUUCUAAAUAAAGAUACUCACGUGCAUCUUUUUCUAAAAUUUCAAUAAAAAUUGGGCCAAUAUGAUUGUGUCUUAUCUCAACUUUGUGCUACCAGCCAUCUUUGCGUCUUUGUUUACUGUCGUAGUAUUCUUUUAUUUUUACACCAGACGAAAUUUCGGGUAUUGGAAGAAGCGAAAUGUCCCAACGGUCUGGCCUCCCCGUGCUUUUUUUGGCAACUUUGGUCCUUGCCUAUUCAUGCAACAAUCAGCCGAGAGUUUUUUUCACGAAUUGUAUAAAGCUGCAGAUGGCGAACUUUUAGUCGGCUACUGGGUUUUUGACAAACCUCAUGUAAUGAUACGUGACCCGGAAUUAAUAAAACACGUGCUAGUGAAAGAUUUCGAUAAAUUUUCUGACAGACUGAUAAGUUCUUCUAAGAGCGAUGCAAUGGGCAAUAACAAUAUGUUCUUACUGAAAGAACCAGCAUGGAAACCAUUGAGACAAACAAUGUCUAAAUUUUUCACGUCAGGAAAAAUGAAAAAAGUAUUCGAACGAAUGCCGGAUGUUGCCGCAGAUUUAGACAACUAUCUCGAUAAUUUAGGAUUAAAAGAUGAGGAUUGCGUGAUCGACAUAACAGAAAUGUGCUAUAAAUUUGCCCUUGAUUUAAUUGGUGUUACGACGUAUGGUAUAAAUAUGAAUUCUUUGACGAUACCAGAUGCUCAAUUUCGCGAAAAAGGACGUAUCGUCUUUAGUACAUCUCCAUCGAGACAUUUUGAAAAUUUAUGCAUGUUUUUUUAUCCACCACUGACACUACAGUUGAAAAAUUCAAAAACAGAUUUUUUAGAUUUACUGGUCGAUUUGAAGAAUAAAGAAAUUUCAUCAUUUUCUCAUAAGACUGAUUUUAGCGAUAAUGAACUCGUAGCUCAGGCAGCAAUUUUUUAUACCGCUGGUUUUGGCACGACAUCGACGACCAUCAUGUUCGCGCUCUAUGAAUUGUCAAAGCAACCUGAGAUACAAAUUAAACUGCAGCGAGAAAUUCAAAGCGCUCUGAAUUUAAGUCAAAAUAAAUGCUUAUCAUACGAUAUGGUUCAAGCUCUUCCUUACCUGGACGCUGUUGUUUGGGAAACACUGAGAAUAUAUCCUACGGUCAUGAGUUUGGACAGAAUUUCGAUGGAUAGUUAUCGAUUUCCUGGCACUAACAUAACUAUUGAUAAAGGUACGCCUGUGUCGAUACCACUGCGCGCACUUCAAAUGGAUUCAAGAUAUUUUGCCAACCCGGAUAAAUUUAAUCCAGAUAAUUUCUAUGGUCCAAGUAAUAAAAGUAACAUAAUAAAGUACACGUUUUUACCGUUUGGCGAUGGACCACAUAUUUGCAUUGGCAUGCGUCUUGGACUUAUGGUUGUUAAAUAUGGUUUAGCAUAUUUAAUGUCAAAGUAUACGGUUGAACAAUGCAAAGAAACAGUACCGAAUAUUGGAUACAAUGUUCGAAGUGUGUUUUUAUCUCCAAGUGAUAGUAUCGUAUUGAAAAUCAAAAAAAUUAAAUAAUAUUCUCAUAAAAUUUCUCAU
Molecule: messenger RNA, 1588 nt
Organism: Trichogramma pretiosum
Lineage: Eukaryota; Metazoa; Arthropoda; Insecta; Hymenoptera; Trichogrammatidae
Product: cytochrome P450 6k1-like
Exons: 6
Coding region: 107-1567 (486 amino acids)
Molecular function (GO): heme binding; iron ion binding; oxidoreductase activity, acting on paired donors, with incorporation or reduction of molecular oxygen
Source: RefSeq, a predicted model, not a curated record